Messenger RNA from Myotis davidii, 639 nucleotides. RefSeq names its product polyadenylate-binding protein-interacting protein 1. The transcript has 2 exons. The annotation marks the transcript as partial. The record is from RefSeq and is a predicted model, not a curated record. Gene Ontology annotation, biological process: regulation of translational initiation. Lineage: Eukaryota; Metazoa; Chordata; Mammalia; Chiroptera; Vespertilionidae. Gene Ontology annotation, molecular function: translation activator activity; RNA binding; protein binding.
UGGGGUGCAGAGCCGUGGGGUGCCCCGCUGAGCAGCUCUGGCCUCUGCUCCCCCAGGAGCCAGGCUGUGCAGCUGGAGAUGCCAGAGGCCCUGUCCUUGGAGAUUCAGACGGAGUACAAGGUCCCCGAGGUCUUCUUUGAACUGAGCAAACAGUUGAGCAGCCAUCAAGGUUCCUGUGAGGAUGGUCUCCCUCUGUCCGUAUUUGUUUGGGAUUUCUUGGACCAUCUGACAGAGCAGCCUGGCAGUUGUGAAACUGACAUGGAGCAGUUUGCAGAGACCCUGAGUGGCCGGGUCACCACGGACGAGGCUUUGCAAGAACUGGUGGACCUCAUCUACCAACAGGCCACGUCCGUGCCCAAGUUCCGCAGCGGGGGAGCUGGCCUGUGUAAUUACCUGUCCCGUCACCUGAGCAUUCGCUCACAGAGGGGCAGCUUCCGCCAAGUGCUCCUUCAAAGAUGUCAGGCUGAUUAUGAGCCUCGAUAUCAAGCUGCCAAGGGGGAUGAAGCAGCUCGGAAACGAUUCCACGGGUUCGUGCUCUUUCUGGGAGAACUUUAUCUUCUGCUGGAGAUCGAAGGGGCAAAUACAGAGGCUCGAGUAGCUGCUCUCCGGGGGUUGUUGGAAGCCCUCCUUUCUCACCCU